Nilaparvata lugens (brown planthopper) is the source of this 538-nucleotide messenger RNA. RefSeq lists its product as uncharacterized. The transcript is spliced from 2 exons. NCBI's taxonomy places the organism in Eukaryota, Metazoa, Arthropoda, Insecta, Hemiptera, Delphacidae. The coding region runs from base 32 to 538 and encodes 168 amino acids. The record is from RefSeq and is a predicted model, not a curated record.
UCUCAGCAACAUUACACAGGAUUUGUGUGAAAUGGAUGACGCUCUGUCUGACCAUGAUGGAAGUGAUUUUGCAAGCCAAGACAUCCACACAGACUCCAAGGGCGAUUUGGACUUCUACACAGACCCCGAGGGUGAUUUGGGCUUCUACACAGUGGAUGAACUACACAAUGCUUUGUGUAAUGAUGAGACCACUUCAGUAUGGCUACCGGUACUACCUGUCAAAAAUAUCGAAUCUUCUUCUUCUUCUACUGUAAGUAACAAACCAACAGUUGUUGAAUGUCCUGAUGAGUCUCCAACAGAAGCAGCUGAAACACUCAUCACCGCAGCUGAAGUAAAUGAUAAGACCACUUCAGUAUGGCUACCGGUACUACCUGUCAAAAAUAUAGAAUCUUCUUAUUCUACUGUAAGUGACGAACCAACAGUUGUUGAAUGUCCUGAUGAGUCUCCAACAGAAGCAGCUGAAACACUCAUCACCGCAGCUGAAGUAAAUGAUAGACCACUUCAGUAUGGCUACCGGUACUACCUGUCAAAAAUAUAG